AUGCAACCUGCCAUGAUGAUGUUUUCCAGUAAAUAUUGGGCAAGACGGGGGCUUUCUUUGGACUCAGCAGUGCCUGAAGAACAUCAGCUACUCGACGACUUAACAUCAAGUAGCUUUUUCGAACUGAACAGAGCAAAUGAUAAGAAAGGCAACAAAGGUAGUGGUAAGAAUGAAGCUGCUGGGGAAAGUGAAAAGACUGCAGUCGUGUUUUCUCUGAAAAAUGAAGUUGGUGAAUUGGUAAAAGCCUUAAGGCUGUUUCAGGAAAAGCAUGUGAACAUGGUCCACAUCGAAUCUAGGAAAUCCAGGCGAAGAAGUUCUGAAGUAGAAAUCUUCGUAGACUGUGACUGUAGUAAAAAAGAAUUUAAUGAGCUUAUUCAGUUGCUGAAAUUUCAAACCACCAUUGUGACCUUGAAUCCACCAGAGAAUAUUUGGACAGAGGAGGAAGACCUAGAGGAUGUCUUGUGGUUUCCCCGGAAGAUUGCUGAAUUAGACAAAUGUUCUCACCGAGUUCUCAUGUAUGGUUCAGAGCUGGAUGCAGAUCACCCAGGAUUUAAGGACAAUGUCUAUCGACAGAGAAGAAAGUAUUUCGUGGAUGUGGCUAUGAGUUAUAAAUAUGGUCAGCCCAUUCCCAGAGUGGAAUAUACAGAAGAAGAGACUAGAACUUGGGGAGUUGUAUUCAGAGAGCUCACCAAACUCUAUCCUACUCAUGCUUGCCAAGAGUAUUUGAAAAACCUCCCUUUGUUGAUAAAAUACUGUGGCUACAGAGAAGACAAUGUGCCCCAACUUGAAGAUGUCUCCAUCUUUUUGAAAGAAAGAUCUGGCUUUACUGUGAGACCAGUGGCUGGGUACCUAUCUCCUCGAGACUUUCUAGCUGGAUUGGCUUAUAGAGUAUUCCAUUGUACUCAGUAUGUUAGACAUGGCUCUGAUCCACUUUAUACUCCAGAACCAGAUACAUGUCAUGAACUCCUGGGUCACGUUCCCCUACUGGCUGAUCCUAAAUUCGCUCAGUUCUCACAAGAAAUAGGCCUGGCCUCCCUGGGAGCUUCUGAUGAAGAUGUUCAGAAGCUUGCUACGUGUUACUUCUUUACUAUUGAGUUUGGACUUUGCAAACAAGAAGGGCAGCUUCGAGCCUAUGGAGCAGGGCUCCUUUCUUCCAUUGGAGAAUUAAAGCACGCACUGUCUGACAAGGCAUGUGUGAAAGCAUUUGACCCAAAGACAACUUGCUUGCAGGAAUGCCUUAUCACUACUUUUCAGGAAGCCUACUUUGUUUCUGAAAGUUUUGAAGAAGCAAAAGAAAAGAUGAGAGACUUUGCCAAGUCGAUAACUCGCCCCUUCUCUGUGUACUUCAAUCCUUAUACACAGAGCGUUGAAAUACUGAAGGAUACCAGGAGUAUUGAGAAUGUGGUCCAGGACCUCCGAAGUGAUCUGAAUACAGUGUGUGAUGCUUUAAGUAAGAUGAACAAAUAUUUGGGCAUUUGAGGCCAGGUUUUGCCAACCUCAUCUUUCUGUAUUUCAAUAGCAAAUGAAUCUACUUCAUAUUAUGCUAUUCCUUCUGUAGCAAACUGUUAUGUGCUAAAUCUUGGCUAGUUACCUGAAUCAUUGUGUAUCUACUUAAUUGCAAUUGCAGAUCAAAUAAAAUUAUGCUACUGUGUGAAGAAUAUAAUAAUAGACAA
This is a messenger RNA of Antechinus flavipes (yellow-footed antechinus), 1673 nucleotides long. It is a transcript of the gene TPH2, whose product is annotated as tryptophan hydroxylase 2. Gene Ontology annotation, molecular function: iron ion binding; tryptophan 5-monooxygenase activity. Gene Ontology annotation, cellular component: neuron projection. Gene Ontology annotation, biological process: aromatic amino acid metabolic process; serotonin biosynthetic process. The transcript is spliced from 12 exons. The record is from RefSeq and is a predicted model, not a curated record. Lineage: Eukaryota; Metazoa; Chordata; Mammalia; Dasyuromorphia; Dasyuridae. The coding region runs from base 1 to 1479 and encodes 492 amino acids.